This is a messenger RNA of Lolium perenne, 967 nucleotides long. RefSeq names its product mediator of RNA polymerase II transcription subunit 7a. Gene Ontology annotation, biological process: regulation of transcription by RNA polymerase II. Gene Ontology annotation, cellular component: core mediator complex; mediator complex. NCBI's taxonomy places the organism in Eukaryota, Viridiplantae, Streptophyta, Magnoliopsida, Poales, Poaceae. The record is from RefSeq and is a predicted model, not a curated record. Gene Ontology annotation, molecular function: transcription coregulator activity.
CUCAGAACGCCGAUCGCCACCAUCCCACCCUAAACCAGUCUCGCAUUCUCGCCGCCGCCGCCGCCGCCGCCACGCUCGCUCGCCGGUGGAUCCCCCGGCGGUCCUCGAGGUACGCGCCCGUGCCGGUCUACCUCCACCUCUCCGGCAGGGCGCCACGCUCUCUCGUCCGGCCGCGCAAAUUAAGGCGAGAUGGCGAUGGCUUCGUCGUCGGCGUACCCUCCGCCCCCUCCGUUUUACCGGCUGUACAAGGAUUUCGAGCAGGACCCCUCGUCUGCGCCGGAACCCCCACCGCCAAUCGAUGGGGCGUACCAACUCUUCGGCGCUACCUACACAACAGAUGUGGUGCUCCCAAGUCUGGAGGAUCAAGGUGUUCGGCAGCUCUAUCCAAAGGGCCCAGAUAUCGACUUCAAGAAGGAACUAAGGACACUCAACAGAGAGCUCCAACUCCAUAUCCUGGAACUAGCAGAUAUUCUAGUGGAGAGGCCGUCUCAAUAUGCUCGCAGGGUUGAAGAUAUUUCGCUCAUUUUCAAGAACCUGCACCAUCUUCUUAAUUCCCUACGACCACACCAGGCAAGAGCGACAUUGAUUCACCUUCUUGAGAACCAGAUACAGCGUCGUAAGCAAGCAAUUGAGGAUAUAAAGCAGAGGAGAGAGGAGGCACAGAGGCUACUUGGGGAGUCGCUGGUUAUUAUAGAUGGAAGCCAGCAGGUUAUGACUCCAAUGUGAAGGCCUCUGAGAAACUGGGUUUCUUGGUGCCAGGUUGGCUGGAUAAAGAUGAACGUUUUAGGUGGUGAAUGCAUUCCGCGGGUUGCCUGUAGAAAUAGCCUGGAUUAAGACAUUUCUGAGAUACUUCUAGCUUGUGAAGGUGGAUGUGUAUGUUGUGAACCUUCUAAGCACUGAAUAUGGUUAGCUCAAUGUUGGAUUACUUACAUUUUGUAAUGUUUACAAUCCUUGUUUCCAUUUUUUU